GACAAGGCUGGUUGUCUGAGUGAGGCAGCGGCUUCGUCCGGAGCUUCGGUGAUGGCGGUUAAAAAAAAGAUGCUGCAGCUCUUUGUCGGCGAUGAAGCGGUGUAAGUCUGAUGAGCUGCCCCUGGAUGAGGAGCAUGGGGUGAAGGCAGCAGCUGGUGCUGAUGCUGCGAUUCGACAGCAGGGUGAUGCUGCUCCUUCAGAGGCUGGCUGCCCCUUGCUCUCCCUGCCUCCAUCCCGCAACAGCAAAACUCAAGAUUUGAAGAAAAUCCAGCAAAUAUCGGAAGGAGGUGGUUCAGGUGGUAUGUUUGGACAUGGUUUGAAGCAGCUUUUCCAUCAUCGAAAGCGGUCUCGGGAGCGUGAUCAGAGUAUGCAGGAUUCAUCUCAACUCCACCACCAUCCUUAUGGCCACUCCGAUCAUGACUCUGCCGAUGAAAAGGAACGAUCUCCUGAAAUGCACCGCGUGUCCUAUGCUGUGUCCCUUCAUGACCUUCCUGCUCGUCCCACAGCCUUUAACAGGGUAUUACAGCAGAUCCGGGCUAGACCAUCCAUCAAGAGGGGAGCUAGUCUCCACAGCAGCAGCAGGAGAACAAAAAGUGGAUCAAGUGAAGCCCAGAAAGGAAGUCCUCAUCUUGUGCGCAAAGCACCUCAAGACAGUUCACUGACUGCAAUUCUGCAACAGCAUCAGUACAGGCCCAGGUCAUCAUCCACUACGGACACCUCAGUUACUGCUGGAGAAAUUAACGUCGUACAUCCAGCAGGUGAAGAAUCCGAAAGAACCACCGACAAGCUUGAAAAAGGAGAUGUGAGUACACUGAGCCUGCCAGCAAACACAAGCUAUGGGGGCUCAGACACCAAUAUUAGCCUUGAGGUGCCUGAUGGCACCCCAGAUCCUCAUAAGACAAAAGCCGCCAUAGACCAUCUUCAUCAGAAGAUCCUGAAAAUCACAGAGCAGAUAAAAAUUGAGCAGACUGCACGGGAUGAUAAUGUAGCAGAGUACUUGAAGCUGGCAAAUAAUGCAGACAAACAACAAGCCUCCCGUAUCAAGCAAGUCUUUGAGAAGAAGAACCAGAAAUCGGCACAGACCAUUGCCCAGUUGCACAAGAAGCUAGAACACUACCACAGAAAGCUAAAAGAGAUAGAACAAAAUGGCCUUUCGAGGCAGCCAAAGGAUGUUCUGCGGGACAUGCAGCAAGGUCUGAAGGAUGUGGGUGCCAACGUCAGAGCUGGAAUCAGUGGAUUUGGCGGAGGUGUGGUGGAAGGUGUGAAGGGAGGUUUGUCUGGCCUUUCUCAAGUCACUCACACAGCUGUAGUUUCCAAACCAAGGGAGUUUGCAAGCCUGAUACGAAACAAGUUUGGCAGCGCUGACAACAUUGCCCAUUUGAAAGACACGUUAGAUGAGUCACACCAGGAGGAGGCCACCAGGACUCUAAGUGGCAGUGCUACAUUGGUGUCAAGCCCCAAGUACGGAAGUGAGGAUGAAUGUUCCAGUGCAACCUCUGGCUCUGCAGGUGGCAGUAACUCUGGGGCAGGAGCUGGAGGCAUGGGGAGUCCAAAAUCAAAUACAUUGGACAGUCAUCAUAACAAUUUUGAUACUAUCCUGGAUGAACUUCGUGAAAUUAAAGAUGGUCAGUCUCAUUUGGAGGAUGCAAUGGAAGAUUUGAAAGGACAGCUACAAAGAGACUAUGCCUAUAUGACGCAGUGUUUGCAGGAAGAACGAUACAGGUAUGAGCGUCUGGAGGAGCAGUUGAAUGAUCUGACAGAGCUUCAUCAAAAUGAAAUGUCUAAUUUGAAACAGGAACUUGCCAGUAUGGAGGAAAAAGUGGCUUACCAGUCAGAUGAGAGAGCCAGAGAUAUCCAGGAGGCUCUGGAGUCAUGUCUUACCCGGAUUACCAAAUUGGAACUUCAGCAGCAGCAACAGCAAGUGGUGCAGCUGGAGGGAGUGGAGAAUGCUAAUGCACGAGCACUGCUGGGCAAAUUCAUCAAUGUCAUCUUGGCACUCAUGGCUGUCAUACUGGUCUUUGUCUCCACCAUCGCCAACUUCAUCACUCCUCUCAUGAAGACACGGUUCCGGGUUCUAAGCACACUGCUACUAGUGCUGUUCCUUGUUUCUCUGUGGAAGCAAUGGGAAAAUAUCGUAUACUUCUCAGAACAGAUCUGGUUGCCCAGUUGAUCUUGACGCAUUUGGAAGCUGGCAGAUGGGCGUCUCUUUUUUAAAGAAGAUUUCAGGAACUUGUUAAUUUUCUCUUCCCCUCCCCUGCCUUUACCACUUCUCGUUGACAAUAACGGGCACAUGCAACUGUGCAAUUCAUGAUAAGAUGGAGCCCAGUCAGAAGGCAGAUUCCUGACAGAGCUGAUCAAACCACUUCUUUUUUUUAGAAGGUUUUAAUCAAAAAGCCUCUGAGAAACUGAUUGCACGCACUUUGAUGUGAACAAUGAGGGAAUGCAAUUUGAGGAAGACUCUGCUCUUUCUGUACUGUACCAUUUCAGUAUUUUUUUGUUUUCUCGUUAACUUAUAACAAAUAUUUAAUUUGUUUUGAGGGCGGAGCAGGGAGAGAAAAUGUAUUGUUUGCGUGAGUGCUUAUAUAUUUAUUAUAACUAAUAUACAUUCAAUUAUAUAGCAAAAAUGGUUUGCAAAAUCCCUUAAUCACAUUGCACAUUCCUGUUUAUGUGAAACAAUCCGUGAAACUAUUCAAGUUAAUUUUGAAGGCAUUCAGUAGAGAACUGUUGGAGAUAAUUUAGUUGGACAGCUCAAGCAACUGGUGAAGGAAAUCUCAUUUUAUUCAUUUGGGAAUGUUUGCAAUGAAGAAAUUGUUAGAAUAUUGGAGGAAAAUUUUUAGAUGCUCUUGGCAACACAUCAGUGCCGUAAUGGACCACUCUUUUUUAGUUUAAACUUUUCCAGUCUUGCAUUCUUCUCAAUUUACUCAUUUGCUGCUGCCAGUGAUCAGUAAGUGGGGAAACUUUCAAUCACAUGCUGGCCAGAAAUGAAAUGUCAAGAGAGUGCAUUACUGAAUAUUGAGGGUGGGAAAUCUAAGGAUUUCUCUAUUCAGUAGAAAGUAGGUACAUUUAUAGUUUGUUUUAAAAACUCAUUUGAGAGUGUCACUAGGAAUUAAGACCAUCAUGAUGAAUGUUACUAAUUAAAUUAUUUACAUUUUUAAAUGCAUUUAAGUAUGAUAGUUUAUUGCACUUUGCUCUCCCCACUAACUUUGCAAGCAUUUGACUUGUUAACUAGGCAAUCGCCUUGCCCUCUCUGGCCACAUUGAAUCCUGUGAGUAAAAGCAAGAAGGAGCUUGUUGGGAUUGGUGUUAAAAUUGUACAAAGUGGAUUUUCUUCCCCCUAGCUGCUGCAGUGUCAAAUUGUUGCAGGGGAUGUUAGCUUUGCACAUAUAUAGGUCAUGCUUGAAAACUUUAGCUUCAUCAGAACACAGUAGUUUUUUUUUGUUCUUUUGUUUUAAAAAUAUUUUUAUUUGUUAUGCAGCAUUUGGUGGAAGAACAAAGGGGUAUUUCCCCCCAAGGCAGCAGCUAAAUAAUAAUGAAUAGAUAAAGAGUUUAUCAGUGUUCCCCUUUUUGCUUUCUGACCCUCCUUUCAGUUUCACAGAUCAUUGUGAACUAAUGGGAGCAAAUGCCUUAAUGGAUUUAUUAUUUUAUAUCAAUAAACAUGAAAUGAGGAACACAGUGUAACACAACAGGGGAGAGAUUGUGGCAGUAGCCUACACAGCAAGCAAACUCGUUAUAUGUAAACCAUAAACUGGGCUGCAGAUCAAUCAAUUACAUGGCUGUUUUCCAUUAAAAAAAACAUUUUGCCCUAUUUCACAUCUUGAAUUAACCAUCCUGGUGAUCUGUGGUUUUUGAUCCUGACAUUUAAUGCUGAAUCACGUAAUUUUGAGUAGACUGUUGAAGCAAAUACUGAUUGUACUGGGGGACAUUGUUCGGAUGGAGUAGAGGGAAAGCAGCAGUGAUAAGAUUCCUCCAUCACAUAAUUGAUAUUUAUGUGUACAAAAAUAACUGUGGUAGAUGGAACGCUGAAAAAAAUCACAAAGGCUGCAACAUCUCAACAUUUGCUUUUCUUCUUUAAUUAGAACUGGUGCCCUUUUAAGUGUGUGCGUAUGUUAGCUGUGGUUAAGAUGGUCAUAAUGUUACUCAAGUCGAUGCACAUAUUGAGGCAAUGUGACAUUGUUGGAUGAGACCUGUCUGCUCUCCUUGGUGGCAAGAACAAUUUUAUGUCACUCUUUCAGGGAAAAGUAAAGGCAUUAUCCUGCUAUCCUAGCUGACAUUAACUAGCAUUAGUAAAGCUAAUUAUCUGCCUGUUACCAAAUUGCAGUUUGUGGGUCAGUUUGCAAAUUGUCUGCUGAGGUUCCUUUAUUUUUCUUUGAAGUAUUUCAUUUGUGUGAAAGGUGCUGUACAAAUGCAAAUCUUUCACAAAAGGCAUUGUCAGGCUGAGUACUAAUUUGAUAAGAUUCAUUAAGUUAAGCAGGGUUCAGGGUUACUGGAACCUGGGUGUAUAGGCUCAGUGGCCUGAAAAUCAAUGGGAGUAAUUUUCUGGAAUCUGUCUGGGCUGUGGUCAUGGCUAUCAUGGCUUAGUGUGUGAAUAUAUUAUACAGUUCAUCCCUCAAGUCAAAUAAAAAUUUAGUCCCAGGUUUAUUUCCUAGGUUGUAAUGAAGCAGCAGGGGUGGUAAGAUGACACAAAUUGGCUUCAAUUGGAGAAGGGAAAAUCAGCCAUGGUUCUGUCUGCUGACCCAUAUUUAGCAACUUCUGCACGCAUUCACAUGUUGAGGUUGAGUAAGACUAUUGGGCUAAACCAUUACCUCGUCCACAAUUGAGUAGCAUUCCUGCUGUGGUUUUGGAGCUGGUGCACAAAAAUGAUAGCUUGAACAAGGAACUGUGUCGAUGCAAGGAGUCAAUGUUGAGGAGGGAAGGAGAGAAAAUGGAAGCUGAGAGAGGCUUUUUUAAAAAAAGUUGGGAAAUAAAUAACUUAGUCUAUUUGUACUGCAAGUAAACCAAAUCACAGCAUAAUUGGCACUAGUAUAAUGUGUGAGGAUGUGGUGUCAGCAGGGUCUAACUAAUCCAUCAGUAAUACACUUUGGUAUGUAUAACAGGAAGGGCGAUAAUCCGAAGUAAUAUGCUGUUAACGCAAUUAAAGUUCUCACCAUGUAGGAAGGGAUGUGCUUUCCUGUACAGGAACAGCAUGAGGAAAAAGGAGUGUACAGUGUGAAGGUCAAUUUCUAAUCUCCAGUGUAACAAGACAUGUUUUUUUAAUAUAAAAAUUAAAAUGAUAUAGGGACAUUACAUUUCUAAUUUGUUUGACUCAGAUUUAAUAUAUAAUGUUUAUUUUUCCAGUUUUAAUUCCUAGACGUACAUUUAUAAAGGGAGCUGAUUUUGUAAACUUUCGUAGCUACACCAUUGCCCUCCUGAAAACAAUGGUGCUGCAGAACUUCCACUGGCAAGAGGGUCUAAUUAUAAUGUGACAAGUUUACCUGGUUGUUUCCAUCAAUAAUGGACAUAGGGAUUUACAUUGGAAAUUUAAGGACAAAUUUUAAAUAACGGAUUGAAUUAUGUUUGCAUAGCUUGGUCCAUUUAUCAUCAUUCCAACACUCCUCUGAAUGUAACAUCAUGGGAUGAUGAUCAGUAAAAUAUAUUAAAAUAAUUCUGAAUAAUGUUCAAAGUAAAUAGAUUUCUGGAACUGAGUUACAAGUAGGUUACAUAAAAUAAGCUAAUCACUGUCCCACUUAUUCAUUAAUGUUAAUAAUUACUGGUCCCAAAGGACCAUGAUUUAAGACUUGGCAUUUGAUUUUGUUAGUUUGAAACUGUGUAGCAAAUUUCUCCCUUCACUGCUGGUGCCAAAAGCUCAGUCUGUAGCCCAUCAAAUUACAUUCCUUAUGAUUACACUUAAACCAAUGAACUGGUUAUCCGGUAAAACCGAAAUUGUUGUGCAUGAUGGAAAUCUGAAGCAGAAAUAGAGAAUUUGGGGAAGAUACAGCAGCCUGUCAGCCACCUCUGAGCAGACAAGAUAACUUCCAGGGUGUGAAACCUUCCAAUUUGAAAAAUAAAUUGCAGGCAUGUUAAUAGGUUCAGAAAAAUGAGAGGGGACAAAUAUACAUAGGCAAACUGUAGGAGGAAUUAUGAUUGGAAUAACAGAACAGAUCUGUUUUACCAUUUCAUUCAUAAGCCUCUGAAUUUGUAAAUAUAUAUUUGUACAUAUGUAGACCCUUCCCUCUUUUUCUAAUUGGGUUUCCAUGCACUCCUUAUUUCUUUGAAGAGGGAUCUAUAUUCUAAAUGGAAAAUCAAUUUUAAAAUAAUGUAUGUUCUUAAAUCUUGCCUGUUCUCUCCACCUACUGACUCAUCUGCCAGGGAUUUCCACUAUUUUCUGUUUCUGUUAAGUUAGUAUUAGGGUUUGGUUUUGGAUCUUUCAGCAAAUAGUGAUCCAUCAUAAAGCCUCAGAAAAUGAGUUAGGUUAUUGUAAAGUCCAUCAUCAAACCACCAAAAUGUCUGUGUGAUUUGGUGUGUCGACAUAUUCUAAUUUUGCACAAAAGCAGCAAAUGGAGUUCAGACUUCAAAAGCAAAUCUACAAAAAGAAAAACAAAUGUUCACCGCAAAUAGUAUGCCCUGGUUACGGGCGUGAAACUGGAAGAGAACUAUACAGAAGGUAAAUGAACAGGAAAGGCAUCAUGCUGUAACUGCAAAUCUAAAAACUUUUGGGAGGACCUUAUUUCACAACUUUUGUACUUACAAUUUUGACACAGCCAUUAAAUUUUCACAUGUUGAUAGUCAUAUAAUAUUAGAGUUUGUUGGACACAAAGUUUAAAAACCAAAGUUUUCAUUGUAGAAAUGAUCCCAUAUUGGGGAAGAUUUCUGCUAUCACUGUAGUGAGUUUGUAAAUAAUUCCCAUGUAUGUGAUUUUAAAAACUACUCUAUGAUAAUGGAAUUCAUUCCUCUUGUGUGUCAGCAGCUAGACAAUUAAUUGAUUAUUUUCCUUUUCAACUUUAAGAGUAUUGUACUUUGAGAUUUACUGCCACUUCCUAAAUGGAGCUCUCCCUGGGGAUCUUGCAGCUCUUGCACCAUCAAGCACUUUACACAGGCAGAAUAGACAUUGUAGUAAGGCUGUCAAAAAGGCACUAUUACCUUGGCGCUCAAAUGCAGGAGGUAAGUGAUCCUGUUUUGGGAGAAUAGCCUCUGUGUGCUGUACUGUAUUACUGUUAUUGCACUGGACUAUGCUGUGAAAAACAUGGCUAAAAGAUUGAAUGCACAGGUCCUGAUGCUUCACCAUUUUACUGAAACAGGCUGUCUUAAUCUGAUGACAGAUUUGUGGACCUCCAUUUUCAGGGGUCUGUUAUGCCAUUGGUUCUCUGAAUGUCAUGUUAUUUACAUUAAACAGUGUCACUAACAGAGGAAGAAUAGCAUGUCUGCCAUUGGCUGCAACUUAUGUUAUUAACAUUUAUCUUAAUAUGGAAAGAGAGGAUAUGUCAUGGAACACAAUCUAAUGCCUAGUUUAUUUUGUUAGUAGGGGUCUCUGGUAACUAACCAGGGUUAAAAUUAUUUAUGAGUGUAUGAAAGCCAAUCUUUCAAUUGAAAUAAAAAGAAUGGCUCCGUGCAAAUGGUAUGUUUUAUUUUUUUACGUAAUUAAUCGGGUUACGUAUGCUCUAAUGUUGCCUUUUAUGCCUUAUGAACUGGAUCCCUGUUUCCACAUAAGAUGACAAGCUGCCAGUUUGAAAGUAAUCAAAAAUGGCAUAAACAGGAGGUUGUGUUGCGAAUCAGGAAUACACUUUUUAUUUGAGGUACAUCCCACAUGCAGUUAAAAAAUGAUAUUUGGAAGGUGAGGUUUGUUUUAUUUCAAUGACCUUUGCUCCAUGCCAGUGGUUCUCCCUCCCUGUUAAAAUUACUGUAUGACUGAGAUUAGGCUUGAUCUGUUUUCUGGUUGGACUAAUGUUGUAUCGCCCUGUUUUAUAUAUGGACACUUUCUAAUAUAGAGAACUAUGAAGGAUAUUACUAAUUUCUUUUAACUAAAACAAACCUCAACAAAAAGUACUGACCUUCAACUACUUCUUCUUUGCUUAACUAAGUACCUAAAAUGCUCUACGCUGUUUCCCUAAUGAACAAGGCUGCAGUGUGAGAGCUGAUUCCAUUCAAAGACGUGUGUAUUAUUAAAAUCUAUCUUCUGUUCAAAUGGAAUUACAAGACAGUUCACCAGUUGCAUCAAAGGGGGUACUGCUGCUUAUAAAGCACACUUAUUAAGCGGAUUUACAGCAGUAGUUCAGCUUUAAUUUCUCGGCUAUGCAACAGAACUGGAAGUACCAUCCUAAUUCUGGAUUUUCAAGGUUCAAAGACACACAAGGGGUAAAAACUAGUGGACAUCCAAAAAAUACACAACCAUCUGUUCAAAUGUGCAAUAAGAUCCUAGAACAGGGCACUCCAGCUUUAAUGCUGUAUAAACAUUUGCCUGUGCUUAUGGUUCUCUCCCUCAACAGAGAACAUGUGUGAAACUUGCACUGUAUUUCCUCAAGACAGCUUUAUUGAUUGGAGGGAAAGGUCCACUGUGUUGCAGUAAAGAACAUGGAAACCUGAAGGUUGUGUGUUACAAACACUAACUAUAUGGAAGUCAGAAGUCCUUCAAUUGCUGAAGCCAAUGUAAUCUACCACAAUACUCUUUGCAUGUUACAGGGUCUAAAGUUUAUUUUGUUACUUAUUUAAUGAGACAACCUGAAGUUAAGUUAUACUAUAUUUGUAUUGUUGAUUGAAUUAUUUAAUUGCUCUUCUUGCUGACACACCCAUAUGUGUUGCUGAUUCUUGACACCUUGCAGGUCACCUGCUUCACAUUUUAUUGUUUCACCAGGUCCUGGGGAAGAAGUUUGAAAACUCUCAGACUGUUUCCGUGGCAUUUCUAGAUAUUUCUAGUGUAAAUGUUGAUAUUAUUCAGCAAUUGGAUUAGUUCCAAUGCUAUUAUUUCAAGGUUAUACUUAUUUAAAAUAUGCUUUCUUUCAUUUACUUGUUACAUGAUAUUUAUUACUUAAAAGCAAUUGUUACAGAUUUUUCUCUGCAAGCCACAAACAAUUGAAAGUACUUGUUUGUACAUGGGAGAUAUGUUCAGUUUUGUUUUUUUUAAGAAAAUUUGGUUGUGUUGUGAAGUCUUUCUAGAAGAAUUAUGUGCUCUCCACCCUGUUAUAAGAUGCAUUACAAAUUCUUAGGCCACCUAGAAAUCCAUUCUAUGUGCAGACCACUUUGUGCACGAAUUCGUUCCUGAUUAUCAGUCCUAAAAUUAACCAUUAUUUGAACCUCUUAAUUGUUUACCACAGAGGGUUUCAAAGUAUGUAUUGAUAUAACAAAGUUUAUCAGGAUUUAACAACCUUGUACCUCAGCAUUUCAAUGUUUCUCCACUUCCAGUCCAGUGCUAACGCCAUGUAGAUCAUUUCAUUCUGGGUGUGUGCAUCACCUGGAGCUGUAUUUGGGGUACAGUGUUAGACCAAGGCUAAGUUCCCAAUCUCAUCUAAUGAUGAGGCUGAAAAAUAUGUCUGAGCAGCCAUUAGAUGGCAGUGUGCUUGUGACAUUCUGAAUUACCUGAGCAUGCUUGGAGGAAUGGACAGAGAUCAGAGGACUAACCCGAACUCUUGAUCUGUCACAAGAGGACACUCUGUUCUAACGAUAAUAUUGAAGUGGUUGGAGACGAAAACAAAAUUAAAACUUGUUAGUGCAUGGAUUUCAGCAGGAAGUUAAUUAAAUUAUUAGAUUAUUUAAAUCUGAAACUACCAAUUUUCAGGCCAGCUUCCCUGACCCUCCAGAUGCCCAAUUGACAUUGGGCUCAUUUUCUUUACCACCCAAAGCAUACACCAAUGCCAAGGAAUUUAAUGCCUGUACUUUUGAGAUAUUCAGGUGGACAAAGAAUCAUUUUUUGGUUGGGAGGAAAAAGCCUCUGAAGAAACAUUACUGAACAAAUAAUGAUCUAUUCAAUGUUAAAAAGAGUAAGGAUAAAUAAUUAAUUGUUACCUUUUGGUUACUGAGUCCUUGGGAAAUUUUACCAAUCAGUGUUCCUCAUUUUUCAAAUGUGCACAGCAGAAUGUUUUGGGCAUGAGUUUUCAACUAUACACAAUAUAUAUUGGAAUAUUCCAUCACUCAUUGAUUUUACUUUCUGGAAGAAUAAAUGUUCUAAAUAACUGUACAAUUCACACAAUCAAAAUA
Pristis pectinata (smalltooth sawfish) is the source of this 10163-nucleotide messenger RNA. RefSeq names its product transmembrane and coiled-coil domain family 2 (gene tmcc2). Gene Ontology annotation, biological process: amyloid precursor protein metabolic process. The transcript has 7 exons. The record is from RefSeq and is a predicted model, not a curated record. Bases 92 to 2170 code for a protein of 692 amino acids. Gene Ontology annotation, cellular component: endomembrane system. NCBI's taxonomy places the organism in Eukaryota, Metazoa, Chordata, Chondrichthyes, Rhinopristiformes, Pristidae.